Messenger RNA from Cucurbita moschata (crookneck pumpkin), 4294 nucleotides. RefSeq lists its product as uncharacterized. Lineage: Eukaryota; Viridiplantae; Streptophyta; Magnoliopsida; Cucurbitales; Cucurbitaceae. The transcript has 27 exons. Gene Ontology annotation, molecular function: ATP hydrolysis activity; protein binding; ATP binding. Gene Ontology annotation, cellular component: mitochondrial outer membrane. Bases 71 to 3802 code for a protein of 1243 amino acids. The record is from RefSeq and is a predicted model, not a curated record.
CAGAUAGGAAAUCGAAGGGGAAGAAUAAAAGAAAAAAAGGAGGGGAAAAAGGAACCCAGAGGAGAGAGUCAUGGUUUCAACGAGAAGGAGUGGAUCUCUCUCUGGAAGCAACAGCAAAAGAUCUUCGUCCUCGGAGGACAAGCCAUCGUCACCGAAGCGUCAAAAGGUGGAAAAUGGCUGUGGCUCAGAGAAAUCGAUGCCGGCGGUGGAGAAUUCUAAAGAAUUAUGCACCCCGCCGACUGUGGAUCCUGGAGAUAAUGGACCUGGCGGUGGUCCGAUCGCCGGAGUUGACGUUGGAGAAGGUGUGAGCUCUUUGAAGGAGGAUGCUGCACCAGCGGCUGUUGCUGUUACCACUCCUAUCGCCGAGGGAACUUCGCUGGUGGGGGAUAAGCCUAGGAGUUCAUUUUCAUCUUGGAGUCUCUAUGCUGCGAAGCAGAAUCCAAAUUUUGAGACGACAACUCCUUGGUGUAGACUUCUAUCACAGUUCGGUCAGAAUCCCAAUGUUGAUAUUUUCUCGUCAAAUUUUACCAUUGGUUCUAGUAGAGGUUGCAACUUUCCCUUGAAGGAUCACACGAUUAGCGGGACACUUUGCAAGAUCAAGCACACUCAGCGUGAGGGUAGUGCUGUAGCAGUGCUUGAAAGUACGGGAGGCAAGGGAUCGGUGAUGGUUAAUGGGUUGACCGUCAAGAAGAGCUCCAGCUGUGUGCUAAAUUCUGGUGACGAAGUGGUCUUUGGUGCUUUGGGGAACCAUGCUUAUAUAUUUCAGCAACUUAUGAAUGAGGUUUCUGUUAAAGGUUUAGAUGUUCAAAAUGGUGUUGGAAAAUUCUUGCAGCUCGGAAAGAGGACUGGUGAUCCUUCUGCUGUGGCUGGGGCCUCGAUAUUGGCAUCUCUUUCAAGCCUCAGGCAGGAUAUAUCACGUUGGAAGCCUCCCUCUCAGACCAGCGGUAAAACACACCAAGGUGCUGAACUUCCUUCUAAUUCUGUUGUUCAUGAUGCAAUGGAACUUGAAAUUGAUGCUCUUGAAGCCAACUCAAAUCCAGAAGUGCGAAAUGACAAAGCUGUAGACUCAAGCACCACUAGCAGGAAUCUUCAUCCGGGCUCCAAUCCAGAUGCUGUCAUAGAGGCAGGCAAUGUAAAACUCUCUGGGGUGAAUGAUUUGAUAGGGCCUUUGUUCAGGAUGUUAGCUCAGUCAACUAGUUGUAAACUGAAAUUGAGCAAAAGUAUCUGUAAACAGGUAAUGGAAGAUAGAAACCAGUGGAUUGGGGAGUUGCAGCCAGCAUCAACCUCAGGAAUGUCUUUGCGGUGUGCAGCAUUUAAAGAAGAUGUUCAUGCAGGAAUUGUUGAUGGAAGAGACUUAGAAGUUUCAUUUGAGAACUUUCCAUACUAUUUGAGUGAGAAUACGAAGAAUGUGCUUAUUGCUGCUUCUUACAUACACUUGAAGCAUAAAGAACAUUCAAAGUACGCCUCAGAAUUAAAUACAGUGAAUCCACGAAUUCUACUUUCUGGUCCUGCUGGUUCGGAGAUAUAUCAAGAGAUGCUAGCGAAGGCACUUGCCAACUACUACGGAGCAAAGCUACUCAUAUUUGACAGCCAUUCAUUUUUGGGUGGUUUAUCAUCAAAGGAAGCAGAGCUGCUGAAGGAUGGAGUUAAUGCAGCAAAGUCUUGUAGUUGUUCAAAACAGAGUACUGUAUCUACUGAGACCACCAAGAACACAGAUCAAAUGACUGGUGAAGAAGAUACUCCAAGCUCUUCAAAUGCUACUUUAACCGCCCCUGAUUCCCAACCUAAGAUGGAGAUGGACUCAAUACCAUCAUCCUCUGGGACAGCAAAGAAUAACUUUUUAAAAAUUGGUGAUAGAGUAAAAUUUAUAGGUUCAGCUUCUGGUGGGAUAUAUCCAGCAACAUCUCCCGCAAGGGGCCCACCCAAUGGAACUCGCGGAAAGGUUGUAUUAACUUUUGACAACAACUCUUCAUCAAAAAUUGGUGUUAAGUUUGAUAAACUUAUACCUGAUGGAGUUGAUCUUGGGGGAUAUUGUGAAGGAGGCUAUGGAUAUUUCUGUUAUGCAACCGAUCUACGUUUGGAGAACUCUGGCGUGGAAGAAUUGGAUAAGAUUCUUAUUGAUAUUUUAUUUGAGGCAGUAUUUAGUGAAAGCAGAAAUUCUCCUUUCAUUUUGUUCAUGAAAGAUGCUGAGAAGUCUCUUGUUGGAAAUUUAGAUUCCUAUUCUACUUUUAAAAGUAGACUGGAAAAGCUUCCCGACAAUGUUAUAGUAAUUGGCUCUCAUACUCAUACUGACAACCGCAAGGAGAAGUCGCAUCCCGGUGGCUUGCUUUUCACGAAAUUUGGCAGCAAUCAAACUGCUCUUCUUGACUUGGCAUUUCCGGAUAGUUUUGGAAGACUGCAUGAUAGAGGGAAGGAAGUUCCAAAAGCAACAAAACUUCUUACUAAACUAUUUCCCAACAAAGUUACAAUCCACAUGCCGCAGGAUGAGGGCCUUCUUGUAUCAUGGAAGCACCAGUUAGAACGAGAUGCCGAAACUCUUAAAAUGAAGGGAAAUCUUAAUCAAUUGCGCGUUGUUUUGAGUAGGAGUGGAAUGGAUUGUGAAGGUCUAGAGACAUUAUGCAUCAAGGAUCAAACACUUACGAAUGAGAGUGCAGAGAAGGUAGUUGGAUGGGCCUUAAGCCAUCAUUUAAUGCAGAAUCUAGAAGCCGAUCCUGAUUCUAGAAUUCUUUUGUCUUGUGAGAGCAUUCAAUAUGGGAUCAGCAUCUUACAGGCUAUCCUGAAUGAAUCUAAAUGCAUGAAGAAGUCACUCAAGGAUGUAGUUACGGAGAAUGAAUUUGAGAAAAGGCUUCUAGCUGACGUUAUCCCACCCAGUGAUAUAGGAGUAACAUUUGAUGAUAUUGGAGCUCUUGAAAAUGUGAAGGAUACUCUAAAGGAGUUGGUGAUGCUUCCUUUACAAAGGCCCGAACUUUUCUGUAAGGGACAAUUGACAAAGCCAUGCAAAGGUAUUCUGUUAUUUGGUCCACCUGGAACAGGUAAGACGAUGCUCGCAAAAGCUGUGGCUACUGAAGCUGGUGCAAAUUUUAUCAACAUUUCCAUGUCAAGCAUUACAUCAAAGUGGUUUGGUGAGGGUGAGAAGUAUGUAAAAGCUGUUUUCUCUCUAGCCAGUAAAAUUGCCCCAAGUGUUGUAUUUGUUGAUGAAGUUGACAGCAUGCUGGGUCGAAGAGAAAAUCCGGGAGAACAUGAAGCCAUGCGAAAGAUGAAAAAUGAAUUUAUGGUGAACUGGGAUGGUUUGCGAACAAAGGACACAGAAAGGGUGCUGGUUCUUGCAGCCACAAACAGACCUUUUGAUCUUGAUGAAGCUGUUAUUCGAAGGCUUCCUCGUAGGUUGAUGGUGAAUUUGCCAGAUGCUCCGAACAGAGCAAAGAUACUCAAAGUUAUUUUGGCAAAAGAAGAUUUGUCUCCAGACUUUGAUUUUGAUUCGGUUGCUAGUAUGACAGAUGGAUACUCUGGGAGUGACCUUAAGAAUCUUUGCGUUGCUGCUGCACACCGUCCAAUUAAAGAGAUAUUGGAAAAGGAGAAAAAGGAGCGUGCUGCAGCUCUCGCGGAUGGCAGGCCUGCUCCUGCCCUUAGUGGAAGUGAAGAUAUUCGGCCUCUAAAUAUGAACGACUUCAAAUAUGCUCAUGAACGGGUGUGUGCAAGCGUAUCAUCGGAGUCCGUAAACAUGACCGAGCUGCUACAAUGGAACGAGCUCUACGGUGAAGGGGGCUCUAGGAGAAAGAAGGCUCUUAGUUACUUCAUGUAAGCUGGUAUUUGUACAAAUCCUCGAGUCUCUCAUUAAUUUCCAUGCUUCUCCAGACGCCAGUGCUCACUCAAAUCUAAUUUAUAUCUCAUGGGGUUCGUCUGGAAGCCAAUUUCUCUAGUAGUAUGAAAGUAUAGGUUUUUGUAAAUCUUCUUUUUCCCUUCUUUUUUGAAAGUUAGUUCAGAAUGAUUGGUAUAGGAAUGGAGCUGAUCAUAGUUUUGGUCAUCCGCGACUCGUGUUUUGUGGCAUCGGUAAAAAAAUGUAUCCCAAAUUUGGAUCUUGAUUUACUUGAAGCAGAGGAGAGGAGAAGAAUCAUCACCAUGUUCUUACAUUUUCCCAUUAAUUCUUUGCUGGGUUGAACCAAUAACCUUUGGUAGCAUUCUGUAACCCUGCAGAUGGAGAUAAAAGAUGUUUUGAGCAAAACAAACAACUUCUCAUUCAUCUAUGUCCCUAUUGCCAUUGCUAAUUUAUGUUCCCUUAAAUAGGUAGCUUUCA